Molecule: messenger RNA, 981 nt
Organism: Archocentrus centrarchus (flier cichlid)
Lineage: Eukaryota; Metazoa; Chordata; Actinopteri; Cichliformes; Cichlidae
Product: trace amine-associated receptor 1-like
Exons: 1
Coding region: 13-981 (322 amino acids)
Biological process (GO): G protein-coupled receptor signaling pathway
Cellular component (GO): membrane
Molecular function (GO): trace-amine receptor activity
Source: RefSeq, a predicted model, not a curated record
AAGAUAAUUAGCAUGAACAGGACUGAUGUUAUUACUGAGAUGCAUCCCUGCUAUAAAAUAGAUGUUUCUUACAUACUGACCAGAAAGCCUUCUGCACUGUGUGUACUGUUUCAUACUGUCCUCUGUUUAUUAACUGUUAUAACUGUGUGUGGAAAUCUCCUUGUAAUAAUUGCUGUGAUUUAUUUCAAACAGCUCCACACUCCCACUAACUCUCUCAUUGUCUCUCUGGCUGUGGCUGACCUGCUCGUUGGGUUUAUAGUGUUUCCUCUUACAAAGGAAUUCUCUAUAACUUCGUGUCUUUACUACGAUAAUUUAUUUUGUAAAGUACGAGGCAGCUUUGAUGUCUCACUGUGCACAGCUUCAAUUCUGAAUCUGUGUUGUAUUUCUAUUGACAGAUAUUAUGCAGUGUGUAAGCCUCUGACAUAUAAAGUUAAAAUAAAUGAUUAUAUUGUCAAUAUGAUGGUCCUGGUGAGCUGGGCUGUUUCUGCCCUAAUUGGAAUUAGUUUUUUAAUUGUUGGAAUGAAAAAAGGAAAAUGUACCAGCAACUGUUUAACUGAUGCUAUAGUACGAAACAUAAUGGGACUUAUUUUCUCAUUUUACCUCCCAGUGAUCAUAAUGUUGUGUAUCUAUCUGAAGAUUCUGCUUGUUGCUCAGAGACAAGCACGCAGCAUCCAGAACACAACAAAGUGCAGCACAGCUGUCAGUAAGAAGGAGAAGAAGGCCACCAAAACUCUGGCUAUUGUUAUGGGGCUUUUUCUGAUGUGUUGGUUGCCUUUCUUUCUGUGUACCACUGUGCGUGGUUUCCUGCAUGUUUUUAUGCCACUUCUUCUGAAUGAAUUUCUUAACUGGAUAGCUCUGUUAAAUUCAAUGCUAAAUCCAUUUAUUUAUGCUUUCUUUUACAGCUGGUUCCGAUCAGCUCUCAGAUUGAUCCUUUCUGGAAAAAUUUUUCAAGGUGACUUUACUAACUCAAAACUGCACUGA